AAACUUGGGAUCUACUUAUUUAAUUCUGCAGUAGUGCUUUUAUGUAUUCCUGUACUUGUAAUCACUCUGUUCAAAUUCAUAUACUCCAUCAUUUGGGUACCAUUCAAAAUUCAGCUGCAUUUCAAGCGACAAGGAAUUGAAGGCCCUCGGUACCAUCCAUUAUAUGGAAACUCUGAGGAGAUCAAAAGGCACCAUACUGAAGCGGCUUCAAAACCAAUUUCAUUCAACCAUGACAUCUUGCACCGUGUGGCGCCUUUCUACAAGAAGUGGUCAGCCAUGUAUGGAAGAACAUUCUUGUUCUGGUUUGGUCCUACACCGCGUCUAACUCUGGCCGAUCCAGACAUGAUUAAGGAGCUUAUGCUAAACCAUACUGAUUGUGUCGAUAAGCUCCCAUUUACCCCAGUUUCUAGGCAGCUCUUUGGACAGGGACUCGUGGGAUUGUUUGGUAAAAAGUGGGCCGUCCGCAGAAGGAUAAGCAACAAGGCCUUCAACAUGGAGAGGGUUAAGGAUUGGGUGCCUGACAUCGCAGGUAUUACCAUGAAGUUACUAAGGAAGUGGGAAGAACAAAGAGGAGGAAGAGAUGAAUUUGAAUUGGAUGUACACAAAGAACUUCAUGAUCUCUCAGCUGAAAUAAUUUCUAUAACAGCUUUUGGGAGCAGCUUUGAAGAAGGGAAGCGUAUUUUUGAGUUGCAAGACCAGCAGAUCAGCUUUACUUUUCAGGCUAUGAGAAGCAUCUAUAUCCCUGGAUUGAGGUUUCUCCCAACAAAGAGUAACAGGAUCAGGGAAAAGCUAGAGAAGGAAACUCGCGACUCAAUUAGGAAACUGAUUGAGACAAACAAGAAUGAAGGACAAAAGUCGAAAAUUUUGCUUCGUCUGUUAAUGUCUGCCAAUAAGAAUUUUGAUGACAAAGAAGAGGGAUUAGAUGUGGAAGAAGUCAUUGACGAAUGCAAGACAUUCUACUUUGCCGGAAAGGAAACAACUGCAAACCUCUUGACUUGGGCGCUUCUUCUUCUAGCACUCCAUCAAGAAUGGCAAGAUAAGGCACGAGAAGAAGUUUUUAGAGUUUGCAAAGGCAGUUUGCUUCCAAAUGCUGAGAACAUGGAUGACUUAAAACUUCUUACCAUGAUCAUAAAUGAAACGCUUCGGCUCUACUCACCAAUAGCCCAACAGACGCGGAGAACAUCCAAGAGCAUCAAGCUGGGAAAGCUAGAUAUUCCUGCUAAAACAGAGUUCUAUUUAGCACUCACUGCAGUCCAUCAUGACCCGGAAAUAUGGGGAGAAGACGCCAAUGAAUUUAAUCCUCUUAGGUUCACUGAGCCUAAAAGGCAUCUAGGCUCAUAUUUUCCGUUCGGUUUAGGGCCCAGAAUUUGUGUGGGCCAAAAUUUAGCAAUGGUUGAAGCAAAAAUUAUCUUAGCCAUGAUUGUCAAACAAUUUUCCUUCAGGGUGUCACCUUCAUAUGUUCAUGCUCCAAUCAUGUACCUCGCCGUGCAGCCUCAGUAUGGUGCUCCCAUCCUGUUCAGGACCGUCUCAGCCUGA
Coffea eugenioides is the source of this 1536-nucleotide messenger RNA. Its product is annotated as cytochrome P450 734A1-like. The annotation marks the transcript as partial. NCBI's taxonomy places the organism in Eukaryota, Viridiplantae, Streptophyta, Magnoliopsida, Gentianales, Rubiaceae. The record is from RefSeq and is a predicted model, not a curated record. The transcript is spliced from 5 exons. Gene Ontology annotation, molecular function: heme binding; monooxygenase activity; iron ion binding.